UGCAACCUUCAGACCUGCUGUCACCAUGCAUGCUCUUCUCAAGAUCUUCAUUUUUUCUGCUCUGGCGGGUUUUGCCCUGAGUGUUAAAAUCAUAAAUGGUAACAAGACCAAGGAGAAUUCGAUGCAGUACAUGGCCUCUGUGCAGAGUAACAAAGGUCAUAUCUGUGGAGGAUUCCUCAUCAGUGAAGACUUUGUGCUCACUGCAGCUCACUGUGGGAGUCCAACACAUGUUAUCCUUGGCACCCACAAUCUCAACAAUGUAGAUAAAACGAACAAAUACCCUGUGAAGAUGUGCAAACACCCAGAUUACAAGGGAGUUGAAUCUGGGAACGACAUCAUGCUCCUCAAACUAUCAAGGAAAGCUAAGCUGGGAAGAAAAGCUCAUACAAAGACCAUUAAACUCCCGAGCCAAAAAAUGAAACUUAAAGAGAACAAAAAGUGCCGUGUAGCUGGAUGGGGCUGGACAAAAUCUGGUGCUCAAGAAACUGAAGUUGAUCUGCGAGAUGUGGAAGUUCCUGUCAUCAACCUGGAGAAGUGUAAGAAAGAGUGGAAGAAUAAUAUUCCUGAGAAUGUGAUCUGUGCAGGUGGAUACGGCACAAAGAAUGGGAUGUGUCAGGGUGACUCUGGUGGACCUUUGGUGUGCGACAAGCAGGCAGUUGGUGUCGUUUCCUUCAACAGUGGCAAUGACUGUAACUACCCAAAUUAUCCCAACAUCUAUACAGACGUGUCCAAGUUCAUCCCCUGGAUAAAGGGGAUCCUCAAGAAGAAGAAGUGUUAAAUGCAACAACAUUGAAAAUUGUUUCACUGUAAUGGAUGCAUGAAAUCAAACCUCACUGUUAAACAGACUCACCUAUAACAGUAGAAACACAGCUUGCAUACUUAAAGGCUAAUGGUUAAUGCUAAGUAUCACAAAUGCAACAUAUGUAACAGUUAUUUUUAAACAAAAAAAUAUAUAACCAUUAAAGCGUAUUUUGCCUGUUUUUAAUGACUGUCAGUGUUAAUUUGCUGUGUGUUUAAUGAUGACACAGAGAAAAGAGGUUAGACAUGUUAUUUGUGACUGUGGGAACAUCAGUGCUCAUAUCUGCAUCAGCAAACCAUGGUUACUGUGGUUUAUCAAGAUCAACUCACAGCUCAAAGGAACA
Messenger RNA from Cheilinus undulatus (humphead wrasse), 1142 nucleotides. Its product is annotated as duodenase-1-like. The transcript has 5 exons. The coding region runs from base 26 to 778 and encodes 250 amino acids. The record is from RefSeq and is a predicted model, not a curated record. Gene Ontology annotation, molecular function: serine-type endopeptidase activity. Gene Ontology annotation, biological process: proteolysis. Lineage: Eukaryota; Metazoa; Chordata; Actinopteri; Labriformes; Labridae.